Ustilago hordei is the source of this 486-nucleotide messenger RNA. RefSeq lists its product as uncharacterized. The coding region runs from base 1 to 486 and encodes 161 amino acids. The record is from RefSeq and is a predicted model, not a curated record. Lineage: Eukaryota; Fungi; Basidiomycota; Ustilaginomycetes; Ustilaginales; Ustilaginaceae. The transcript is spliced from 3 exons.
AUGCCGAACACAAACACAAGGGUAGGCCGAUCAGAUCGCUUCAACAACCUCAACGUAUACUACUGUCUCUGCGGAGAGUUCGCUCUCGUCUGCGAUCGAACUCUCGCAUCCCUGCCGCUUCGACCGCUCGACAACUCUCGCGUGCUUCGCUGCCUCGAUUCACCACCCUACUCGAUCACUGGUGCUCCACAAAAGGUUCGAAAAGCGCGAGCCUUCAAGGUCAGCGCAUCACAGGGAGAGGCCAAGUUGAUCAAGAGGCCAGAUGGCACCGUAGAGAAACAGUAUCCAUUCAACUGCUCAAGAUGCAAGCUGCAGUUGGCUUACGAACACACUCCGCCACCACUGAAGAGUGGAGGGAAGUUCACUUUCGUAUUGCGUGGGGCAUUGACAGAUAGGCAAGGAGUUCUCCCGCUCGACACUUUCCUGCAAGAUUUGCUAGCAUCUCACAAUGAUGACAAUGAUGAGCACACUACCGAGAAGCCAUAA